AUGAUCAAACAUGGAAUUUUAUUGUUGGAACGGGCGCUUCUAAUCGGUUCCGAGGAUCAACAAAUAAUUGCGGAUAUCAAUUAUCAAUUAGGCAAUGCUUAUUUUUCUCUACAUGAUUUUGAACAAGCGAAGAAUUUCUUCAUUAGUGAUUUGACUUUUUCCAAGUAUUUUUAUUUUUAA
Molecule: messenger RNA, 180 nt
Organism: Meloidogyne enterolobii
Lineage: Eukaryota; Metazoa; Nematoda; Chromadorea; Rhabditida; Meloidogynidae
Source: the annotation of a GenBank genome assembly